AUGAAGGCCUCUCUGUUUGUCAGCUCCAUUAUCGCGAGCUCUGCCACCGCAUAUAAAGCUACCACCACCGCAAGUACACUUUUAUAUCGCUAUUUUGACGGGCAGGAGGGUGCAUGCGGCUGCGGCGCUGCUAAUGGCGCCAAUUUUCCCUGGCAGCUUGGCAUUAGCAGCGGAGUCUACACAGCUGCCGGCUCCCAGGCUCUCUACGACACGGCUGGUGCUUCGUGGUGUGGCGCGGGCUGCGGUAAAUGCUAUAACUUGACCUCAACAGGAGAGGCGCCUUGCUCCUCCUGCGGUACGGGUGGCGUUGCGGGCCAGAGCAUCAUUGUAAUGGUUACAAACCUGUGUCCCAACAAUGGAAACGCGCAAUGGUGCCCAACAGUCGGAGGCACCAACCAAUACGGCUAUAGCUACCAUUUCGACAUUAUGGCACAGAAUGAAAUUUUUGGCGAUAAUGUGGUUGUUGACUUCGAGCCAGUCGCUUGCCCAGGCCAGGCCACCUCUGACUGGGAAACUUGCCUCUGCGUCGGGAUGCAAGAGACGGAUCCCACACCUGUCGGCCUAGGCGACUCUGGCUCGGCUCCGCCGCCUGGCAGCAGCUCAACUCGGCCAUCAUCAACAACAACAUCGACAGCGCCAUCCGGGAGUGGGACACAAUCGCUCUAUGGCCAGUGUGGAGGCAUUGGAUGGACAGGCCCUACAGCUUGUCAACCCCCGGCCACCUGCAAAAAGCAAAAUGACUAUUACUCCCAGUGCCUUAGUUGAGUAAACACGGGGACGAACUGUUAGCAUUCUAAUAGCUAUGUGCAUAUAUAUCAAUCUGAGUAUAUACCUACUGGAUAAUGUAAAUGAUAAAUAUAAAUAAUAUAUUUGUAUUCCGC
Molecule: messenger RNA, 881 nt
Organism: Trichoderma asperellum CBS 433.97
Lineage: Eukaryota; Fungi; Ascomycota; Sordariomycetes; Hypocreales; Hypocreaceae
Source: RefSeq, a predicted model, not a curated record